Messenger RNA from Physcomitrium patens, 6404 nucleotides. Its product is annotated as E3 ubiquitin-protein ligase listerin. NCBI's taxonomy places the organism in Eukaryota, Viridiplantae, Streptophyta, Bryopsida, Funariales, Funariaceae. Gene Ontology annotation, cellular component: RQC complex; cytosol. The record is from RefSeq and is a predicted model, not a curated record. Gene Ontology annotation, molecular function: ubiquitin protein ligase activity; zinc ion binding; ribosomal large subunit binding. Gene Ontology annotation, biological process: rescue of stalled cytosolic ribosome; ribosome-associated ubiquitin-dependent protein catabolic process.
AGCUUACCGUAGAUUUCAUUUAUUUUAUUUUAUUUUAUUUUUGCUUGUUUUGGUUCAGAAUAGGCUUUUUUUGAGUCAAUUUAAUGGACGUCCUCCGUGUUCCGGGCCUCUUCUGUUUCGCUGCACUGUUUCGGUGAUUGAGAUUGCUGCUGUUCACUUAUUGAGAAGUUUAAAGUGUUGUUGAAGAAAUAGCUGCGUGCGAUUUGGUCUGUUGCCUGCCGGAUUGAACGCGGUGCAGUUCAACUGAAGGUUUUCUUAGGGUUUCUAGCUGUGAUUGAGUAGUAGGUGCAGUUCAUCUGGUGAAGAUGGGGCGGGAAAAAGGUGGCUCUAGUCGCAAUAAAUCGCGUCCUUCAAGCAGCAGCUUUGCGGCUGCUCAAGUUAGAGCAGCACCUGUGGGUUUUGGAGGUUAUGUGGGGAGCUCUUUAGUUGAUUCAACAUUUUCAGGUGAAAGAGAGACCUCACAGGAUCUUGACGGAGAAGCAGCACUACAUCUCAAAAGACUGUCUAAACGGGAUCCAACGACAAAGCUUAAAGCGCUUGUAGCUCUCAGAGCGAUAUUCAAGGAGCACUCGGUUGAUGAACUGUCAGCAAUUUUGCCCAGUUGGGUCUUUGAGUAUAAGAGGCUUGUACAAGACAACAACCGGCAAGUGCGUGAAAAUGUCCAUGGGGCAAUGGCCGACCUCACUACAAAUGCGGGGAAAGGGUUAUUACCCCACCUUCGAUCAUUGAUGGGGGCUUGGUGGGUUUCUCAAUUUGAUCCUUCGCGAGAAAUCGCAGAAGCUGCUCAACGAUCCUUUCAGGUUACUUUUCCAGAUCGGAAGAAGAGGGUGGACGCUUUGAUUUAUUGUUUUAAAGGCAUCAUGACCCACCUGGACGAGAACUUGAAGUUAACUCCUCAGGCAUUAAUAGAAUUGGGCACUUUGCCCGAAGAGGUUCCAGAGAAACUUGAGAGGAUAUUAUCAUGCUCUCUACUUGCUUUGGCUGCAUUACUUGAUGUGUUAGUGGGUUCUACAUCCUCACUUUGGAAGGAAGGGGCUGUGGAGAGUAUUUCUGCGGCCAGUGCCGCUGCAGGGACAGGAGAACCUGUAAAAGAAGCUGCUACGUCACUAUUUUUCAAACAUAAAUUCUUCCAAAGUUUUGUAAAGAAUAAAAGCUCUCAAGUUCGGUUGGCUUCAUACCAGACUUUGCUAACCUAUCUCCAACAUAUUCCAGAGGUUUUUACUGAUGAAGAGAAUCUUGACAAUUUUGUGAAACUUGUGCUGGGUGCUUUGGGAGAAAAAGUAACAAGUUGUCAUCAGUCUAUGUGGGAUAUGAUCCUGCUUUUCAGUAAAAACAUUCCUCAAGCCUGGGGAUGUAGCUCUAUACGCAAAGCAGUUCUCCCCAAAUUUUGGGAGUUUCUUAGACAUGGUUGCUUUGGAUCCCAGCAAAUUUCCUAUCCUUACAUUUUACCAUUUUUGGCGCUUCUUUCUCCGCAAUUCUUGGCACCUCCCCAAGAUUUUUUUCUUGAGUUCUUUGGCAGCCUCUGGCAAGGUGUGUAUGUGCCUGCGUUAUCAAUUGCUGAUCGACUAUCCCUCUUUAAGACAUUUCAAGAGUGUUUUGUUUGGGUUGUCAAGAAUUCCAAGAGAUACGCUGAGGCUACAAGCGAUAAAUUGUUGCAGGAUUUUUUAGUUAAGGAAGUAUUGUUAAAAAUAGUCUGGUGCCAGUAUGCGGAUCUUUCAUGUCAAAUUUUUGCAGAGUCCUCUCAGGACCAAGAUUUCGCAAGUGCUGUUGUUAAGUUUCCGACUUCGAAGUCUGUUUUGCCUCGACAAAUUUGUGAUGAAGUAGCUGCUACUAUCAUCAGCAUUUUGAUCCCGCUUAGCCAAGAAGGUGUAUUGCAUGCAUUCUGGUCUGGUUUUCAAUCUUCUUGUGUGGGCGUUCUUUUAGACACCUCUUCAGGGAACGAGUCACGAUUGGCUCGCCUUGGAACAUUUUUUUCUGUGCUUGAUGUGAAGAUACCAAACAAAGAGGAAUCAAGUAAUACGUGGGUUUUAUUAGAUGUGGUUCAGCCAUUUGUGGGGAAGGGUUUCUCGGCAAUAAAAUCUUCCGGACAUCCGGAAGCAUUGAGGUUAUUUGGAAAGCUCAUUUCAUCAUAUGGAACUUUCGCAUUCGCUAUGAAAGAACAAAUCCUUGGUGAUUCUAUCAGGCGGCGAUUCCUUCAAGAGGUCGUCCCAUGGUGCUUGUCUGGAGAUGAGAACAGGCCUAUCGAACCUAAGAUAGAACUCUUACUGUCUUUCUUCGAAGUGAAGGAGUUUCAUAGUUACUGGAAACCAACGAUAGACUGUGUCACGGCAUGGUUACGUCCAGGCGACAAGCAAAGUGAGCUUAAUGAGAAUGAUCUGUUUCAAGUUGAAGUCUUGGCCACCUUAGUUGAAAAGUUCAGUGACAGAUGGGUGAGACUGGUGAAGCCUGGAGGUAACGCGUCUGAGGAUGGUUCUGAUCCGCACGCGUUCGAGCCAUGGAGACUUCCCAAACUUGAUAUCGUAGGACUGGUUGUUGCAAGCAGCAAUAACCUUAUUCACCCAUCUUGUGUCCGGCUUUUAAGGAAUUUUUUGAGUCCAGUGAUUCCAAAACAAAGCCUUCUCUCUCCUGAUGCUAUUGUGCAAUUGCUAGAAAAACUAUCAACAUACUUGCUUGAGGUUCUAGAUUUGCAUGACAUGCCAUGGACAAGAGCUGCACCCUCUUUGAUCUUGUCUGGUAAGGCUAAUUACAAUGUGAACAAGGCUCAUAGCGGUGAUGUGGAGAAGGUGAACAUUUUUGAUCUGGCAAUGUCAGCACUUGAAGUGGUAGAGGUAACUUUGCCGUCUCUUGGUGCUAUGCAACUGGUACCUACAGGACCGCAGCUGCUCUCAACCAUGUUCUGCCUAUAUUGGGCUUUUUUGAAGCCCUUGUUGAGAGAAACCUCUGAAGACAAGCUUGAAGGGUCAGAUGAUGAGAGAGGGGAAGAGGAUGCAUACCCAAGCGUUGAUGGGGGUGAGGAAAACACCUUAAAUCAGGACUUGACUUCGACUCAAAACCAGAUCGAGCGGAGUCGAUAUUCGUUUUUGAAAUGCUUACAGAACGUGCGCAGGAUUUGCUCCCCCACUAUUUAUCAGAAGUUGGGGACAGAAUGCCGUGGGUGCGUACGAAGGAUACUUACAGAAAUUGUGAGGAGUUCACUUGUCAGCGAGGAACCUUCAGAUGUUGUUUUGACUUCUUCUCUGUGCGCCAGUUGGGUACGCGAGAUUGUUGAAUACUUCUGUAUUGGAGAGGACGAAAUUCAAGCUACUAUAUCUUGCACACUUGCUCCAAAUCUCUUCUGGCCAAAUUGGGUGGCGGUUCCUCCACCCAACGACAACUCAUUUCCAUUAGUGAAGCCUUCACAAAAGACAACUUUGAUUGAGGAGGAGGUGCAUCAGCGCUUUUGUGCGUACACUGAUACAUUGGCUAAAUAUCUUAGCCCUAGUAGAGUGUAUGCUGGGUGCGAUUCUAUGACUUCCAAUGAAGUUUACAGGGUUUGGCUUGUCAUUGAGUUACUUUGCUCCUGGGAGUGGCCAGGGGGCUCUGCUUCUUCACAUCUUCUGGAGUUCCUGUGCGACAUAUCAAGGCAUUCAACAGUAGAAAAAAUUCCUCUUUUAUUAGACAUUUGUUUCCGUUCCCUCUUAGCUGGCUCAUCUUUCACAAGCUCAGGUCCAAUUGAUCACGAAGGACCUGUUGAGAGUGACCUGAUACCUGAUAUUGGCUCACCCACAAGGGCCCUUUUAACCUUACUGAGAGCCUUGUUGAAUGGUGAAGCUGCUUGGAGAAGAGGAAUUGCCGAAAAGUUCUUUUUUGAGUAUGUUGCAAAGUCGAGUAAUGUAACUGACUCAGCAGAUGCAGACGCGCUUAAAGUUCUACCUUUCGUUUUAUCCAUUCUGAUGCCAGUCAUGCGUGAUUCAGAUCUUGGGGUGUUCGAUGUCGAAAACUUUCAGUCGUUGAAACGUAUUGUUUGUGAUUGGUUAAACAAAGCCCUCAGCUUUCCACCUCUUGUUGACUUUGAAAAAGGAUCCACGGAGUUGAUAGGAAAACAUUGGUUGGAGGUUGCUGUAGCAUGUUUUCCUUUACAGAUGCCAGGCGUGAGUUCUGGUAUUGCUGCAGCUGCUAGUGCAAAGGUCAGCCUUCAAGAAACUUCUCUUCUUCUGAGACUGUUACGAAGGCAAUUUUUGGUGGCUCGAGAUGCUGAAGCUAAGCUUUUAUCAUCUGACACUACGGAUGUGAUGCUCGAGCUAGUCCCUGAGCUGACGCUGGCAAAAUUAGUUGCUGCAUCCGUGGCUUAUUGUUGGCAAGACUUCAGUGUCGAAGAAUGGGCGCUUAUUAUGAAAUGCCUUCGCAAAUGGGUUGACUCUGCUGUUAUUGAGUAUGAAGAGAUGACGGAGGUGGUUGUGAACUUUCACAAAGGUGGUCAAGAGGGUGAUUUAAGUUUGCAACAAUUGUCAGAAAGAAAGAUCUUGAUCGAACUUGCUACAACAGCCCUAUCAAUAUUGAUUCUAUUGAAAGACAUUAACAAGCUUGAAACUGUGACCGCUUUGAGGGCCCUUGGUACUUUACGGUUGUCCAACUGGGUGGCAGUGGAAGAUCAUAUGAUGGAAUCUGUUCUUCGAAUCCUGUUGGCUACAGGUCUUUCUGAGGCAGCAGCAUUGGAAUUCAAUGCUGGUGGUGAUGCUGCAAAUACCAUUUCAAAGCACCGGAUGGCGGAGUCAUCCUUGUGGGAGAGCCUUGCUACAGUUGCGCUGGGAGCUUCGAGUAGAGCUCGAGAAGCUGCCGCUCGAGCAGCUGACUUGUGGGGAGUUGGAAAGGGAUCGAUUAGUGCACUUUAUGCUCUCUUAUUGUCACCCAACUCAAGUGGUGCUUUGCAAUGGGUUGCAUUUCAGUUUCUAUCAACUGUACCUAUCCAACAUUUGGCUGUGACAUGGGGUGGCAUUUCUCAAAACCAAGGAGAAGUUGGAGAAGGUGCUGAGCAGGAGGCUGCAAAGGGAGAAGCUGCCCUUACAACUGCUGCCACACUUCGGCCAGAGCUCGUCAAGUUGUUGGAAACUCCUGCACGACUUCUACUUCAGAGCUCUUUCACAUCAGACCUUCGUCUACAUUAUCUUUUGGGUUGGUCGCUUUUAUUGAUGCGUUUGCAUUCAUUAUCGCCACUUUCCCCAACUAGGGAGAGGCUGCUAAAUUUUGUACGGGAUUCGGACUUAUCUCCUACGCUUCUGGACUGCCUGUUUCAACAUAUCGCUCUUGAUCUCACCUCAGGCACAUCUACUUCAAGAAGACGAACAGCACCAGCUGGUGCCAAAGUAAGCAUAGCCGCCACUUCAGCAACACGGGCAGUAUCAAGUGGAACUGUGAGCUUUGCCGUCGAAAAUUUGUGGCCAGUAAAGGAAGAGAGCUUAGUAAUCCUUGCUGGGGCAAUUUAUGGUCUGUUAAUUCGAGUUUUACCAGCAUGCGUGCGCAUAUGGUUCACUGGUUUGCGUGACAGAUCUACCGCGUCGGCUAUUGAGAAUUUCACUUCCAGCAACUGCAGCACGCAACUCUUAGCUGACGAGUUUUUGCAGCUCCAAGCGUCAGUGGUACCAGACGACACUCUUUCCAUUCGUGCAAAUCGUACUCUUCGUGAAGUCAUUGCUGUCUAUAAGAAGGAAGAGGCAUGCCUUGACAUUGUGAUACGACUACCGUCCUGCUACCCGUUGCGUGCUGUAGAAGUGGAUUGCACUAGACGUCUAGGGAUCAGUGAAACCCUUCUUCGGAAAUGGAUACUCUCUAUGGCAGCCUUUCUCCGAAACCAGAAUGGAGCAAUGUUGGAGGCUAUUCAAAUGUGGAAGAAGAAUGUUGACCGUGAGUUUGAAGGUGUGGAAGAAUGUGCAAUCUGCUAUUCUAUCAUCCACACCACCAACCACUCUCUUCCUCGACUGGCCUGCAAGACUUGUAAACAUAAAUUUCAUUCAGCCUGCCUGUACAAGUGGUUUUCCACCUCCCACAAAUCAACAUGUCCUCUGUGCCAGACUCCUUUUUAAUCGAUCUUUGCAAGAGGUCAAGCACCGACAUGUGAUGCAGUCGGUCUGGGCGUACGCUGUCGUCUCUACUUUUUGGUCAUUAUACACACUUCAUCUAAAAAGGUGAUGCCUUUCUGUUGUUUAUUAGUAUUUAUUCCGGAAUUUUGGUAGUGGAGAAUAGCAAAUCAUCGCUAUGAGAAUUUAGGAUGGGUACCGAGCAUCAGCCUUUGGCUGUUUAUCAUAUACGAAGAGAACCUGAAAGCUGAGCUACGAGUGGUCUUACUUCCUGUAGUCCAGCAAAAUUUAAUCGUGAAUUGAGUUACCAGGUAUUUAUUUGCUUGAGUGAUUAAGAAUGGUAUCUUUGCA